CCUCCUCAGCGCCCGCCUCCCCCCCCGCCCUCCCGGGGCUGGCCCGGCGCGGCUCCGUGAGGCGCGGCCGCCCCUUCCCCCGCCCCGGCGGGCCACAGCGAGCGCCCGGCGGGGCGUGCGCGCCCCUCCCGCCCCCUCCUCUCCUCCCCUCCCCUCAGCUCCCUCCUUCCCUCUCUCCGCCCGCCGUGAGGGCGGGAGGGCAGCGGCAGCCCCGAGCGGGAGGCGAGGGGAGGCGGCGCGCCGGGAGCCAUGCGGGAGUACAAGGUGGUGGUGCUGGGCUCGGGCGGCGUGGGCAAGUCCGCCCUCACCGUCCAGUUCGUGACGGGCUCCUUCAUUGAGAAGUAUGACCCCACCAUCGAGGACUUCUACCGCAAGGAGAUCGAGGUGGACUCCUCGCCGUCGGUGCUGGAGAUCCUGGACACGGCGGGCACCGAGCAGUUCGCCUCCAUGCGGGACCUCUACAUCAAGAACGGGCAGGGCUUCAUCCUAGUCUACAGCCUGGUGAACCAGCAGAGCUUCCAGGACAUCAAGCCCAUGCGGGACCAGAUCAUCCGGGUGAAGAGGUACGAGAGGGUGCCUAUGAUCCUGGUGGGCAACAAGGUGGACCUGGAAGGCGAGCGGGAGGUCUCCUUCGGGGAGGGCAAAGCCCUGGCCGAGGAGUGGAGCUGCCCCUUCAUGGAGACCUCGGCCAAAAACAAAGCCUCGGUGGACGAGCUCUUCGCGGAGAUCGUCAGGCAGAUGAACUACGCCUCGCAGCCCAACGGGGACGAGCAGUGCUGCUCCUCCUGCGCCAUCCUCUGAGGGCGGCGGCGGGCCGGGGGCUGGCGGCGGGGACACGGCCGGCGGGAGCGGCGGGGGGAGCCGGCGGCAGCGACUGGGCGGCCCGGGCGGGGCGGCGGCACCCGCCGGCCCCAGGCGCGUACACACACCGCGAAGGACACACACGGAGAGAAAAACAAAACAAAAAAAAAAAAAAAAAACAAACAAACAAACAAAAAAAACCCAAAACCAAACAAAAAAAAAAAAAAAAAGAGAAAAACAAAAAAGAAAAAAAAAAUCUCAUCAAUCAUCAUCGUCGUGUUGGGAACGUGGCUUUUUUCGGCAUGUACGUUUCGUCCCGUCUUGGUCGUGGCGUAUCUCCCGCCGGGGUCCGCCCGGCGCGGGGCAGGAGGGCUGCGGCCGGCAGCGCCCGGAGGAGCGGGGCCCCGCCGGGACAGGCGCGGGGGGCCGGGCGGGAGCGGGCCCCGCCGCCCCGCCGAUCUCUAUGCAAAGCUGGGCGGCUGCGCCGGGGCGGCCGGCCGGGGGAGUUGCACAUCUGAACUGGGAACUGUAACUCUGGUGCCAGUGCAGCGUGGGGUGCCAGAAAGCGUCCGCUGAUGAUUCGAGAAAUAAUUUUCUAUUUUGUUUACCUGCUGUAUCGGAUGGGAGUUUGCAGGAGAGUGGUAGCGUGUUGGGGUUUUUCCUGUUUUGUUUUGGUUUAAAUCAGCUGUGAAAAUGUUACAAACCUGCACAAUUUUCUAGGUGUGCGUGUGUGUGUGAUUUCGUUUUUAUUUUAAUUUUUCUUUGGCGGGUGGGAGCGGUGGUGUGGUUUGUCUCGAGGGUUUUUUUUCUUUUUAGGUUGGCAAUAACUGAUUUUGAUGACUAGCUCUCUAAAGUGCAAAGACUUUCCUAUACGUGAUGCAGGGCCAACAGCAACCCUGUGUCUGUAGAGUGCCUUCAAAACUCAGCUGUUCCAGCCGGUGCCAACCUGUGAAAGCUCCACAGAAUCCCAUUAUCUACUACUCCAAAAACUACUUAACAGUUUCCUUGCAGUAAUCAUACUGAACAACCCAGGACAAAAGGGCCUAUUGUUAGUGGAAUUUAUUUCUUAUUUCCAUCUGAGCCUUUUAACUGUAAUUUCCAUGUCUUGCAAGUUCAGGCUUAAUUUACUUCAAAUUUACAAGAAUUUAGCCUUUUGGGAUUUUGGGGGGGUGGUCUUUUUUUUUUUUUUUUUUUUCCUUCCCCUUUGGUUUUCUUGUGAGAUGUACCUCCAGCCAGCAAAGAAAGAAAUCUUAAUCGUUGUGAUGUACCAAGAAAAUUCUAACAACUGUCAUUUUAAUUCCAGACACGCAUUGAAGAGAUGUCUAUCCAUUUUAAGAAUUUUAAUACAAAUGCUGUUUUUUAGAAAACAACUUUGUGCGCUUUUAUGUAUUACAUGAAACACUAACUUUCACAUAGGUUAUUAAUCCUGAUUUAUAUCUUAAUAGAAAUGAAAGGUGUGGAGGGGCUCGAUUUAGCUAAGGAGAGUGUUUAAAAAAAAAAAAAAAAAAAAAAGACAAACACAAGGUUGCUAUUUUACCUAAUAUUUAGUCAUUUUUAAUAGAGGUUUUCAUUUGUGUUUAGGUCCUGACCCUGUGAGAUGCCAGCAUGUGAGUGGGACGCAGUUCUCAGUAGGCAGCUUUAGGAAGGUAGCGUUGCUUUUAAUGCAAAAGGCCUUGAAAGAUUAGGCCCUUAUUCCUUACUGGGAACAGCAUGAUUUAUUGGGGUAAAAUACUAAAGGUUGAUUACUUAUAAAAUUCAAGCUUUUAAUCUCAUUGCAUUAUAACUCUUUAAAAUUAUGCACCAGACCAUUAUUUCUUUCCUGGUUUGCAGAGGGGUUGAGGUGACCUGUACCUUCUGUCAUUUGGAAGAGCUAGGGAAUUUGUUUACCUCCAUUAUCUUUCUAUCUUACUUAUUUCUUUAAAGAUUAGCACGCAAAACUUGCAACUCUUCUCCCCCCAUAUCCCAAGAAGAUUUGAAAUUCUUUUGCCACAUAGAAGCAAAAGUUCUGCAAUGAUAUGUGAAGAAGUUUUUAAUCAGGCCAACUGAAAACUAACUGCCAUGAUUCCUACUGUGAAUCUGGUAAUUAUUCUAUUUUAAGUAGGUAAACUUUCUUCUUCAGCUCUGGAAGAAGAGUGUUUAGUAUUAGUUUGAAUCUAUGUAUUGAAAUCCUAGUGAUUGAAAUUAAAAUUAUAAUCUUGUGGUUUAGUUGAAAAUUGGAUAUUUAUUUUAGCAACAUCCAGUAUCUGCUGAAAAUUUGGAAGAGAUUAUUAAGUACUGAACAUGAAUUGUCUCCUGAGCUCACAUGUAUCUUUCAAGACAGUGAGGACCUGUUCUGAUACAGUCAGUAGGGUUGUAUUGGUCAGACCGAUACAGUCACAGUUAAAAACAAAGAGGGUCAGAGAAGGCAAUCCUAGUGACGGUCCCUCAGCUUCUGCUUGGGGCCUUCGUGUAACAGACAGCUUGAUGCAGCCCCCCAUUUUUAAGUGAAAACUGAAAACCUUUGCAGCUUACCUUCCAGAAGUUUCUAAAAAUGAAUUGGAAGCCAGCUGCUCAAGGACUUCCAUGUUAGAAGGGCAGGGGAAUAAUGCUUAUUAAUAAUAGGGGUUUCUUUUAACAAAAAUACUGUGUUGAAACUAAGAAAGCUGGACUGCCUCCAUGUCUGCAGUUCAAAAAAUUUAAUGUCUAAAGCUUAAAAAAAAUGGCAUAAAUUUACAUCUCAGCUAUUGCUAUUGUUCAAUUUUGCCUUAAAUUUAAUGGGAUUAUACAGUGUUUAGCACCCAACAGGCCUUGCUCUAGAUGAGUGUAUUGAAAGCAGCUUGUUCCGCUUCAUAAAAAAUGGUAUUUAUUCUGUUCUCCCCAACAGACAGCAGAUUCUUCAUGUUUUCUAGUGCCUCCUGUUUCCCUACUGCCCGUGUUGUGAUUGAGGAAUGAUGCAGAAAUGGGUGUUUGCAGCACACAGCGGCACAUAAAGUCCAGUUUUUCUCAGUCUAGCAGAGCAGCUGAAGGCAGCCUAGUAAGUUCUGGAUCGUGCUGAGCUUUUUUGUAGAUACACUCUAGUUCUUGCCAAAAAGGUGUGUUCAUUAAACAGUGAAGGAUUUAAGAAACCAUGGCAUGGGUCUAGUCAGAGUUUUGAGUGUAUUUAGAUGUUCAGUGUUCUCUAUGACUUGGUGAGGACUGUACAAAAAAUAGAGCUCGGUAGUCUGAUCUUCCAAAUACUCUGAAGUGUUUUGGUGCUUGUUAAACAUAGGCCUUGUCUAUAAGGUAGAAAAAAGUCAUACUGCUUAAACUUGACUGAAUAAUGAAAGCUAUAUUAGCUUCUACACUUGAGGAAAAUGUUGUAUCAAUAUAAAGGUACUCUUUUAGUCCUUUUCCCUGUGGGAAUAUGUUAUACCCGUGUCAGUACAAAGAUGGUAUAUAGCUCUCUUCACAGUGAGAAUUGCAAAUAUUUAAUGGAUUUGGAAGAAAAAUUACAUUCCCAGCCAAAAUACUUCCUGGCAGUGCAGAAAUUGUGUAAACAAGGCCUUGGUUUAAGGCUGGUCUUAUGGCCACAUAUUUUGCUGUACAUAAUGAUUGUAUUUUUUAAAAUUCAAGCUUGUUCUAUUGCAAGAAAGUGUGUCUUUGAAAUUCUAGUCUCUGUGAUUGUAACUGUGCAGUAUUCUCGACCUCAUUUUCAGUACAAGUGUGGUUCUUCUCGCCGUGAUGCUCAGGCUUUACUGAUGCUUAUGGUUCUGGAGAUGAUGUUGAAUUCUGUGGCUGUGGGAUUCCUGAUGGUUCUGAUUCUCUCAAAACAAUGUAUGGCAAGUUUUUUGCCAAGGGCAUUUUAAAUAAAGGGCAGCUGGCUCUUUAUGACUUCUUCA
This is a messenger RNA of Tyto alba (common barn owl), 4658 nucleotides long. RefSeq names its product ras-related protein Rap-2b. The record is from RefSeq and is a predicted model, not a curated record. Gene Ontology annotation, cellular component: plasma membrane. Bases 250 to 801 code for a protein of 183 amino acids. Gene Ontology annotation, biological process: Rap protein signal transduction; negative regulation of cell migration. Lineage: Eukaryota; Metazoa; Chordata; Aves; Strigiformes; Tytonidae. The transcript has a single exon. Gene Ontology annotation, molecular function: GDP binding; GTP binding; GTPase activity.